Anoplopoma fimbria (sablefish) is the source of this 2478-nucleotide messenger RNA. RefSeq names its product taste receptor type 1 member 1-like. Gene Ontology annotation, biological process: G protein-coupled receptor signaling pathway. Gene Ontology annotation, molecular function: G protein-coupled receptor activity. The coding region runs from base 1 to 2478 and encodes 825 amino acids. NCBI's taxonomy places the organism in Eukaryota, Metazoa, Chordata, Actinopteri, Perciformes, Anoplopomatidae. Gene Ontology annotation, cellular component: membrane. The transcript has 6 exons. The record is from RefSeq and is a predicted model, not a curated record.
AUGGAACAUUUUCUUGCUUUGAUGUGUCUACUGGGAUCUUUUCUACAUGUCUUGGCUCAAUGCACUGCACCAGCCUCAGAGUUUCAGCUGGAAGGAGAAUAUUUGAUAGGUGGACUUUUUGAUAUUCAUCAUAGUACCGCUGUUUAUCAUGGCAGACCAGAAGCAAUUGACUGCUCCAGUCAACCCUUCCUUCUCCCAAAUUAUCGAAGGUUUCAGUUGAUGAGAUUCUCUGUAGAGGAAAUAAAUAACUCCACCAACCUCCUGCCAAAUGUAUCUCUCGGCUAUGAGAUAUUUGAUUAUUGCUCAUCAAGAAAGAAUUUUCCAGAUAUUUUCAAACUUAUCUCAGUCAAUGGCUUGAUCCAACCUUGGGAUGAACCACACAAGCAACAACUAAAUAAGUCUGAUGUGUCCAAAGUGAUAGCAGUGGUCGGUCCUUUUACAAGCACUCAGGCCCUGACUGUAGCCCCACUGUUAAUGGUGGAUCUCAUUCCUAUGAUCAGUUAUGGAUCUUCUAGUUCUGUCUUUUCAAAAAAAGCACAGUUUCCAUCUCUCCUAAGAACAGUGCAUCCCAAUAAAAAGGCCAUAGAUGUGAUUGUAAAAAUUGUUCAGCACUUCAACUGGCGCUGGGUUGCUUUCCUUAACAGUGAUGAUGAUUAUGGCAUUGAUGGACUGGAGUUGUUCAUAAAGCAGAUUAAGCAGACUGAGAUUUGCCUUGCAUACACCAAAGGCCUCAAUGCCAAUACAAAUUACCCCCGAAUAUUCAAACAGAUAGAGGCACAGAGGAUACCCAUCAUAAUUGUUUUUGCUCAAAAAAUGACUGUUGAAGCUCUCAUUGAGUCAGCAAUACAACUGAAUGUCACCAACAAGGUGUGGAUAGCAGAUGAAGGAUGGUCCUUAAACAAGGAGCUCCCCAAGAAGAAAGGAAUCAAAAAUAUUGGAACUGUACUUGGAGUGUCUCAGCCAGUAGUGACAAUACCUGGCUUCAGUGAUUUUAUCUAUUCUUUCAAAAGCCAGACUCAUUGUGAAAAUGCAGAACAAAAUAUAUUUUGUAAUCAGGUUUGCAACUGCGGCAGCUUGAAUGCAGAAGAUGUCAUCGCUGCAGACCCAUCUUUUUCUUUUUAUGUUUAUUCUGCUGUAUAUGCCGUUGCUCAUGCCUUACACAAUACCUUGCAACGUAUAACUGGCAGAUGUAAUGACAAUAUCACAGUGUACCCACACAUGGUUCUAGCAGAGCUGAAGAAGUCAAACUUUACACUUUUAAAUCAACAUAUCCAAUUUGAUGAGAAUGGUGACCCAACGUUCGGAUCCUAUUCUAUAGUUUUCUGGAACCACAUUGGUGAUGCAGAGGAGAUCGGUUUUUAUAAAUUACACCCAUCAGUCCAUGUUUUCAUCAACAAUACCAAAAUUCAGUGGAACCCAAAUGGAGAAGUGCCUACUUCACUGUGUUCCCCAGAAUGUGAUGUAGGAUAUGCAAAGAAGCAAGAUGGAAUCCACAAAUGCUGCUUCAAUUGUGAAAUCUGUCCAAAUGGAACUUAUAUAAACAGCACAGAGGAUCCGUACGAGUGUAUCAACUGUAAGGAAACAGAAUGGUCUGCAGCAGGAAGUACAUCAUGCAAUCUGCGGGAGGUGGAGUACAUCCCAUUCACAGAUAGCAAGGCUAUAAUGAUCAUGCUCGGAGCCUGGGCCUUGGUGGGCCUCACACUAGCCAUGUCCGUUCUCUUUGCAUUCAACUACAACACACCUGUUGUCAGAUCUGCUGGGGGUCCAAUGUGCUUCCUAAUUUUCGGCUGCCUCAGUCUGUGUAGUCUUAGUGUGUUCUUUUACUUUGAUAAGCCAACAGUUUCCUUUUGUAUUUUAAGGUACUUCCCAUUUCUCUUGUUUUACACAGUUUGUCUAGCAUGUUUUGUUGUGCGCUCCUUUCAAAUUGUUUGCAUUUUCAAAAUGGCCGCUAAAUUCCCUAAACUCCAUAGUUGGUGGAUGAAAUAUCAUGGACAAUGGCUGGUCAUCACUGUGGCAUUUGUUACUCAGGCGUUCCUACUUCUUUUUGGUUAUACUUUCUCCCCUCCCAAACCCUACAAUGAAACAGUUGAGUACCCAGACAAAAUCAUACUUGGUUGUGACAUCGAUCUAAAAGCAUCCUCUGGUCCUGUGGUUUUACUUUUAUCUUUGGGCUCCCUUUGCUUUAUUUUCUCCUACAUGGGAAAAGACCUCCCAAAAAAUUACAAUGAAGCCAAAGCAAUUACCUUCUGCCUGCUCCUGCUGAUCCUCACCUGGAUCAUCUUUGCCACUCAAUACUUACUUUACCAUGGCAAAAACAUCCAAACACUUAACGCCUUGGCAGUACUCUCCAGUCUCUACUCUUUUCUGUUGUGGUAUUUCCUCCCAAAAUGCUACAUCAUAAUUUGUCAACCCCACAGAAAUACUCAGGAGUACUUCCAAGGUCUCAUUCAGAAUUAUACCAAAACAAUUAGCCAGUAG